Plectropomus leopardus (leopard coralgrouper) is the source of this 1492-nucleotide messenger RNA. Lineage: Eukaryota; Metazoa; Chordata; Actinopteri; Perciformes; Serranidae. The record is from RefSeq and is a predicted model, not a curated record.
UUACUUUGACGAGAAGGGUCUGGUGCGGCAGCAGCUGGAUUCUUUCGAUGAGUUCAUCCAGAUGUCGGUUCAGAGGAUCGUUGAGGACGCUCCGCCCAUCGACCUGCAGGCUGAAGCCCAGCACACCUCAGGAGAGGUGGAGGAGCCGCCUCGUUACCUGCUCAAGUUUGAGCAGAUCUACCUGUCCAAGCCCACCCACUGGGAGAGAGACGGCGCGCCGUCACCCAUGAUGCCCAACGAGGCCAGACUACGAAACCUCACGUACUCGGCGCCGCUGUACGUGGACAUCACAAAGACGAUCAUAAAGGAGGGCGAGGACCAGCUGCAGACUCAGCACCAGAAGACCUUCAUCGGAAAAAUUCCCAUCAUGCUCCGCUCCACCUACUGUCUGCUGAGCGGCCUGACGGAUCGAGACCUGUGCGAGCUCAACGAGUGUCCGCUCGACCCCGGAGGUUAUUUCAUCAUCAACGGUUCCGAGAAGGUGCUGAUCGCUCAGGAGAAGAUGGCGACCAACACAGUGUACGUGUUUGCUAAGAAGGACUCGAAGUACGCGUACACCGGAGAGUGCCGGUCCUGUCUAGAGAACUCGUCCCGCCCUACCAGCACCAUAUGGGUCAGCAUGAUGGCCCGAGGAGGACAGGGUGUGAAGAAGAGUGCCAUCGGUCAGAGGAUCGUGUCCACGCUGCCGUACAUCAGACAGGAAGUGCCCAUCAUCAUCGUGUUCAGGGCGCUGGGCUUCGUGUCGGACAGAGACAUCCUGGAACACAUCAUCUACGACUUCGAUGACCCCGAGAUGAUGGAGAUGGUGAAGCCGUCUCUAGACGAGGCGUUUGUGAUUCAGGAGCAGAACGUGGCGUUGAACUUUAUCGGCUCCAGAGGAGCAAAACCUGGAGUGACAAAAGAACGAAGAAUCAAAUACGCCAAAGAAGUCCUGCAGAAAGAGAUGCUGCCGCACGUCGGAGUCAGCGACUUCUGCGAGACCAAGAAGGCCUACUUCUUAGGGUACAUGGUCCACAGGUUGCUGCUCGCGGCUCUCGGCAGACGUGAGCUGGACGACAGAGAUCACUAUGGCAACAAGAGGCUGGACCUGGCCGGGCCGCUGUUGGCCUUCCUGUUCAGAGGCAUGUUUAAGAACCUGCUGAAGGAGAUCAGGAUUUACGCCCAGAAGUUCAUCGACAGAGGAAAAGACUUCAAUCUGGAGCUCGCCAUUAAAACCCGAAUCAUCUCAGACGGCCUCAAGUACUCGCUGGCCACCGGGAACUGGGGCGACGUGAAGAAGGCUCACCAGGCCCGAGCGGGCGUGUCCCAGGUGUUGAACCGUCUGACGUUCGCUUCGACUUUGUCCCACCUGCGCCGAGUCAACUCUCCCAUCGGCAGAGACGGCAAACUGGCAAAACCCCGACAGCUGCACAACACACUGUGGGGAAUGGUGUGUCCGGCCGAGACACCCGAGGUACAAACAAACACCUGACAGGACCCCAAAAAUAUCUGA